AUGGUCCAGCGUCUCGCUAAGGGCGUUCUUCCCCCAAACACCUCUCUCCACAAAGACGCUGUCUUAGCAAUGCAGAAGAGCGCUACUGUUUUCAUCAGCCAUCUUGCCGCACAAGCAAAUAACACAACCCAGACUAACAAUCGCCGCACAAUCCCUCCUCAAGCCAUCUCAGAAGCCCUGCACGAUCUCGAGUUUGACUCCUUUAUACCGAGAGUAGAAGCGGAGUUGCGCCGCUUCGGCGAGAUACAGACGGGGAAGCGGAAUGAGUAUCGGAGGAAGUUGAAGGAAGGGGUGACGAAGACAGAAGGAGGAGAGGGAAACACGACCGUGGAAAUGAGCGAAGUAGGCGACGGGGAGGACGGUGACAGAGCGGCCAAGAGGUCAAGAAUAGAUGAAGAGGGCGAGGCUGAGACGAAUGGGACAGCAUAUGCGAGGGGACCGGAAAGUCCAAGCGCUCAAUUACGGAUGCAAAUGCAACCGAGGGAGGGAGCUAGAGAAUGGGAUCCUGACCAGGAUCCUGAAGAAGACGACGAGGAGGACGUGGACGAGGAAGAGGAAGAUGGCGGAGUUGAAGCGGGUCAAGGGGAGGAGGGGGAGGAGGAUGAUGAUGCGGAUGAAUAUCCGGAUGCAGGUCAUAGAGCUGAGUCUUUGGGCAUGGAUGAUCCGGAUGAAGAAGAUCAGAGGGAGCAAAGGAGGCGAUUCGCUUAUGGGCCUGGAGGAGAAGGAGGCGGAGAGAGUAGUGGGGACGAAGAGGAGGGUAUAGAGGAGGAUUGA
Bacidia gigantensis is the source of this 774-nucleotide messenger RNA. RefSeq lists its product as uncharacterized. NCBI's taxonomy places the organism in Eukaryota, Fungi, Ascomycota, Lecanoromycetes, Lecanorales, Ramalinaceae. The transcript is spliced from 2 exons. The record is from RefSeq and is a predicted model, not a curated record. Gene Ontology annotation, molecular function: protein heterodimerization activity; chromatin DNA binding. Gene Ontology annotation, biological process: DNA damage response; leading strand elongation; heterochromatin formation. The coding region runs from base 1 to 774 and encodes 257 amino acids. Gene Ontology annotation, cellular component: epsilon DNA polymerase complex; CHRAC.